GACCUCUUCUGAGUCCUAAUUCUAAGUACCACGCUUCGGGAAUCGGGAUGAUCAUAGUGGUCCAAUAUCGAUAUCUUCAUUCUAUCAACUUGAAGGUCUGACUACGGGAGACUAACUGUCCAGUACGUACUGUUAAUAAAUUUUACAUUUCCUAACGACUCCCGAUACAGUUACUGCUGUGAUACGGUACUUGCAAGAUAUUACUGCACUGUGCAGUGGUGAAUCUCCCACCGAGUGUAGUGCAUAUUAUGAUCACAGCUCUUGGUAUUGAUCUCGGGACAUCGAGUUGUUGUGUUGGGGUGUGGAACAAUGAUCAUGUCGAGAUCAUAGCGAACGAACACGGGAAUUAUAUCACCCCAUGUUAUGUAUCCUUCAUGGCCAACAAUUACUUGAUCGGAGAACAAGCAAAACGCCAAGCACCUUCUAACCUCGCAAACACUAUCUUCAAUGUCAAGCGUUUCAUUGGCAGGAAAUUCGACCAUCUCGAGGUGCAAUCCGUCAUGAAAUACCACCCGUACGACUUGAUCAACAAGGAAGGACGGCCAUAUGUCAGCGUCGAACGUCAUCAAGGACAACAAGAUUUUUCUGCAGAAGAAAUAUCAUCAAUAAUCCUCACCAAAAUGAAGGGUCUAGGAGAAACCCACCUCGGCGCACCGUGUACAGAUGCUGUCAUUACUGUUCCGGCUUACUUUACCGAUGCACAACGGCGAGCCACGGUAGAUGCAGCGAGGCGGGCGGGCAUCACGGUCCUGCGACUGCUUAACGACUCCACUGCUGCGGUAGUUGCCCAUGUAAUCAACAAUGAUACCAAAGAAGACAUGUACAGAAUCCUUGUUUUUGGUCUUGGGGCGGGCGCACUGGACGUAGCGCUUGUCGAGGUUCUUGAAGGUGUUAUGGAAGUUGUCACUGUGGCAGGAGAUUGUCACUUGGGUGGCGAAGACUUCGACGACCGUCUUGUCUUUCAUUUCAUUCAAGAGUUUUUGAGUCAGCACAAAAAAGACAUAUCUUCUGAUCCUCGUGCUCUUUGGCGUUUACGUGCAGAAUGUGAGCGUGCUAAACGCACACUAAGCUCCGCUACCCGAGCUGACGUCGCGGUCGAAUACCUUCAUGACGGAAUCGAUUUCUAUUCAUCAAUCACACGUGUUCAGUUCGAGACCCUAUGCAACGAUCUUUUCGAUAGAAUGCUUGAUCAUGUUAAGGAGGUGCUUCGAAGUGAGGAUAUCACGCCCGUGACUGAAAUCGUCUUGGUUGGUGGAUCAACUCACAUUCCCCGAAUCCGAACCAUGAUAUCGGAUAUAUUUGGCGGCAAAUUGCCUGUCAAAAUCCUUUACCCCGAGGCUCCUGCAACUGGGGCUGCUGUCAUGGCUGCCAUCCUUAGCGGAGAUCUUUCAUCAAGGCUACAGGAUGUUUUAGCGCUAGAUGUCGCGUCAUUGUCUCUGGGUAUCCAAACCGUUGGUGGAGUCAUGACGCGUAUCGUUGGCAGCUCUGCCACGAUUCCUAUCAAGAAGUGGGAGACAUUUACGACUUAUGCGGAUAACCAGUCGACACUUGUCUUGCGUGUAUUCGAAGGGGAUAAAGAGCAGGCAAAAGACAACAAUCUCCUUGGCGUUUUCGAGCUUUCCGACAUCCCGCCAGCUCCUCGCGGGGUUCCUCAAAUUGAAGUCACAUUUGAUGUUGAUGCAAACAAUAUUCUCAGUGUUAUUGCCUGCGAUCAGAACACCGGAAGGAUAAAAGUGGUGACCGUUGGCGAGCGUGCCAUGGGAUCGUCUCGUGAUCCCGACGACCUCAAGUCAAAUUAUUCCCACAAACGGUACACGGAUGUGCCAGGCGCUCAAGCGAAAAAAACACUCAAGUGGUAUACAUCAAAUCUUCGGUCAUUGAUCUCCGAAGACAAGCUUCCCGGGACUCUGAAAGCUUCUGAAAAAGAAAGACUCGAGUCGGUUGUUAAGCGAGCAGAAGAAUUUCUGAGCAUGGCUGACAAUGAGAGUCCUGAUGUCGAGCAGUAUGUGGAGAUGCAACGGUUCUUGGAGACGGCUUCUUUAUCAAUCUUGCGCAAGCAUAGUACCACGUCGAGUUGAGAUUCGUUGGUCUGACACAAACUGACUGCUAUUAUGUUGGUUCCUAUGAAAUGAUCACAAGUUUUGGACAUCAA
This is a messenger RNA of Suillus clintonianus, 2152 nucleotides long. RefSeq names its product heat shock cognate 70. NCBI's taxonomy places the organism in Eukaryota, Fungi, Basidiomycota, Agaricomycetes, Boletales, Suillaceae. The record is from RefSeq and is a predicted model, not a curated record. Gene Ontology annotation, molecular function: misfolded protein binding; ATP-dependent protein folding chaperone; ATP binding. The transcript is spliced from 6 exons. Bases 249 to 2078 code for a protein of 609 amino acids. Gene Ontology annotation, biological process: protein refolding; vesicle-mediated transport; cellular response to unfolded protein. Gene Ontology annotation, cellular component: cytoplasm; nucleus; cytosol.